This is a messenger RNA of Strongylus vulgaris, 609 nucleotides long. The record is from the annotation of a GenBank genome assembly. Lineage: Eukaryota; Metazoa; Nematoda; Chromadorea; Rhabditida; Strongylidae.
AUGUCAGGUCCUGCAUAUAGGGCUCGUACGCCUCACUGCCUACCACGAUCUCGCUCUGUUGAAAGAUUUGGAACUGUCGCAACCCUCACAAGAGUUGCUUCUGUACCAAAUCUCUCGAGUUUCCAUCCUGGAGGUGGGAGAUAUCAGGGAUCCACACUUUAUAAGUACAGAAAAAACUACGACACGCUUGAAGACUGGAACGUUGAUCGCUAUACAUUCUACACUCCCUUCUACUGGCCGACUUAUCGUUAUGCGGCUCGCCGCGCACUCUAUGUUGAUCCUAUUCCACACAGCCUUGGGUUCACGUACCCUGAUUACUGGACUCGUUAUAAGUGGUACGUGGAUUGGCUGAAUCCCACUUACUGGCGCCGCCAUCGCGAUCCCAACUACGACAGACCCCUGUGGAACAGUUGGCGACCAUGGCAAAUGGACAGGUCCAACAUUAAGCGCGCUAUCGACAUGUAUCGCAAUGGUACUAUUGAUUUUGAAACCCUUGAUAAGAAGUGGAUUACACCAUCGGCAUACGGUAGAUAUGGUAAAGACUGGGCUGACGUUUACCUCCCUGCUGCCCGUUAUGGAGCUCAUCGCUACUUCUACUCGUUCGCCUAA